This is a messenger RNA of Trypanosoma cruzi, 502 nucleotides long. RefSeq names its product mannosyl-oligosaccharide 1,2-alpha-mannosidase IB, putative. Gene Ontology annotation, biological process: carbohydrate metabolic process; endoplasmic reticulum mannose trimming; mannose trimming involved in glycoprotein ERAD pathway. Gene Ontology annotation, cellular component: endoplasmic reticulum; membrane. Lineage: Eukaryota; Euglenozoa; Kinetoplastea; Trypanosomatida; Trypanosomatidae. The transcript has a single exon. Gene Ontology annotation, molecular function: mannosyl-oligosaccharide 1,2-alpha-mannosidase activity; calcium ion binding. The record is from RefSeq and is a predicted model, not a curated record. The annotation marks the transcript as partial.
CAUGAGGACCCCGUAUGGGUUUGCCACGCUGCGCAACGUGGAUCUUCCGCACGGUGAUGAACAGCACGGCGACACGAUGGAGAGCUUCAUGCUUGCCGAGACGCUGAAGUACCUGUAUCUUCUUUUUGACGAGUGCAAUGCGGUGCAUGUUCAGGGGAAGCUCCGUGGCAGCAUCCCGUCGUAUUGCGCUGCUGUGGAGAGCGGCAGCAGUGUGGGGAGUCACGUGGGGUGGGUGUUCAACACCGAGGCGCAUUUAUUCCCCAACACGGCCGAGUGGUGGGGGCCAGUGUCUGCAGAGAGCGCAAGGGAAGAGGAGGAGGUCUCGGGAGACACGCUGACACAGCGCCGAUUGGAUGUAAUUGAUAGUCUUAUUGAUGGUCUUCAUGAGUUGCAGGGCGGUGACAAUGACCGUGGAGGAGGAAAUACCGCCCCGCACCGAUUUUACUGUGCUAAUCAUGCGCUGAGUGACGUUGAACGGAUUUCGAAGUCCAUAUUCCGCUGA